This is a messenger RNA of Triplophysa rosa, 855 nucleotides long. RefSeq lists its product as uncharacterized. Lineage: Eukaryota; Metazoa; Chordata; Actinopteri; Cypriniformes; Nemacheilidae. The record is from RefSeq and is a predicted model, not a curated record. Bases 178 to 855 code for a protein of 225 amino acids. The transcript has 2 exons.
UCACGAACAAUUGUGUCUCAUUCCAGCAAGUGGCGUGGGGAGGCAUAAAGACCAGCGAGGCAGAGCUGGUCGGGGAGCGAGACACGGACUACGGCCGGUAGAUGGUGGCUGAAAGAAGCAAGCUGCAAGCUUUGGUGGAGAGAAAGAACGGAUUCUGGUGCCGAAACCCGGGAUUUAAUGGAAGGAAGCAGGAGUGCCGCGGCCACUGGCAUGAAUCCGCCGACCUCGCCAUUUGCGGAGGUGAUUACAUCCCUCGCGAUCCUUCACCAGGAACAACAUCGGGCCCUGCUACAGCUACGGGAAGACCAGGAUAGCUGGUUCCAGGCGAUCCUACGGGCCCAGCAGGAGGACCGCGAGGCGUUCCGGAGCUGGAUGCACCUGGAGGCUCAGACGGGGGGUUCCAGCGGACAGGGCCCGCCGAUCCACCUGUUGCUUCAGAAGAUGGGCCCACACAAUGAUCCUGAGGCAUUCCUGGAGCGCUACGAGCGGACCGCCGAGUCCAGUGAAUGGCCAAAGGAUCAGUGGGCCCUCCGGCUGAUACCGCUUCUGUCCGGUGAGGCACAGGUGGCGGCGCAACAACUACCCCCGGAGAACCUCCUAUUGUAUGCUGAGCUAAAGAAAGCCAUCCUGCAGCGGGUCGGCCGGAGCCCAGAGCAACACCGCCAGCGAUUUCGGUCGCUGGGGUUGGCGGAAGCCGGUCGGCCCUACCUGCUAGCUCAGCGGCUCCGGGACUCCAGCCGCAAAUGGCUGGUGGCUGAGGGAAGCGACGUCGGUUCCAUCGUCGACAAAGUGGUACUGGAACAGUUCAUCACCUGCCUGCCCCGGAAGACCGCGGGGUGGGUCCAGUGCCACUGA